UUAGGGCUUAACAUAGCUUUGGCGAGGUCGGAUAACGGGCGGGAGCCAGCGGUGAAAGGGGUGGUGAAAGUGCCAGUUUGCCCCAGGCCGCCGAGGGGCCUCUUUAGAGAGGCCUUGCCUGCCCCCCUCGCGUCCGCCGAGGCCAAAAAGCCCCUCAAGCUGUCACUGGUACGGCCCUGGGCCAGGAGCCGUUUCGGGAUCUGUCUUAAAAACGGGUUUUCGCCGUUCGAGUCAGGUUGACUGUGGUCCUUUGUCCCCCCCAUCUCCUGGACCUGGCGAGUCUGGCGCGUCCGGGCCUGUACCUCCCCACAGAGCUUCAAAACAGGGGCUUAUAGGAAGAAGGAAUGGAGGCUUUGAAGACACCAUUAACACUGGAUAAAGAGAAUGGAGGUUACCUCUGUCCGUGUAGAUUCCUAAGCUGUCCUGGAGUGAUCCUUGGAGUAAAGGAAAGGCAUUUUGAAGCACAUUUAGCCGUCAGCCCUGUGGGAUGGCAGCCAUUGAUUUGUCCUAUGGUCUUUGCAGGGACCCAGUCUGCCUUCAAGAAAAGACAGAAGUAGAAAGGGUGGUGGCUGACUGUCUGACAAGUUGUUAUCAGGAUUCAGUGACUUUUGAUGAUCUGGCUGUGGACUUCACCCCAGAAGAAUGGACUUUACUGGACCCAACUCAGAGAAACCUCUACAGAGAUGUGAUGCUAGAGAACUAUAAGAAUUUGGCCACAGUAGGGUGUCAGCUCUUCAAACCCAGUCUGAUCUCUUGGCUGGAACAAGAAGAGUCUAGGACAGUGCAGAGAGGUGAUUUCCAAGCUUCAGAAUGGAAAGUGCAACUUAAAACCAAAGAGUCAGCCCUUCAGCAAGAUUUUUUGGGGGAGCCAAACUCCAGUGGGAUUCAAAUGAUAGGAAGCCACAACAAAGGGGAGGUCAAUGAUGUGAAGCAAUGUGGAGAUGUCUCCAGUGAACACUCAUGCCUUAAGACACACGUGAGAACUCAAAAUAGUGAGAACGCAUUUGAGUGUCAUCUGUGUGGAGUAGACUUCCUUACUCUGCACAAGAAAACCUCUACUGGAGAGCAACGUUCUGUGUUUAGUCGGUGUGGAAAAGCCUUCAGCCUGACCCCAGAUGUUGUUUACCAGAGAAUGUGCACAGGAGAUAAAGCUUUUGAUUGCAGUGACUCUGGGAAAUCCUUUGUUAAUCAUUCACACCUUCAGGGACAUUUAAGAACUCACAAUGGAGAAAGUCUCCAUGAAUGGAAGGAAUGUGGGAGAGGCUUUAUUCACUCCACAGACCUUGCUGUGCAUAUACAAACUCACAGUUCAGAAAAACCCUACAAAUGUAAGGAAUGUGGAAAAGGCUUUAGAUAUUCUGCAUACCUUAAUAUUCACAUGGGAACCCACACUGGAGACAAUCCCUACGAGUGUAAGGAGUGUGGGAAAGCCUUCACUAGGUCUUGUCAGCUUACUCAGCACAGAAAAACUCACACUGGAGAGAAACCUUAUAAAUGUAAGGAUUGUGGGAAAGCCUUCACUGUUUCCUCUUGCUUAAGUCAACACAUGAAAAGUCAUGUGGGUGAGAAGCCUUAUGAAUGCAAGGAAUGUGGGAUAGCCUUCACUACAUCUUCUCAACUUACUGAACAUUUAAAAACUCACACUGCAAAGGAUCCCUUUGAAUGUAAGAUAUGUGGAAAAUACUUUAGAAAUUCCUCAUGCCUCAGUGAUCACUUUCGAAUUCACACUGGAAUAAAACCCUAUAAAUGUAAGGACUGUGGGAAAGCCUUCACUCAGAACUCAGACCUUACUAAGCAUGCGCGAACUCACAGUGGUGAGAGGCCCUAUGAAUGUAAGGAAUGUGGGAAGGCCUUCGCCAGAUCCUCUCGCCUUAGUGAACAUACAAGAACUCACACUGGAGAGAAGCCUUUUGAAUGUGUCAAAUGUGGGAAAGCCUUUGCUAUUUCUUCAAAUCUUAGUGGACAUUUGAGAAUUCACACUGGAGAGAAGCCCUUUGAGUGCCUGGAAUGUGGGAAAGCAUUUACGCAUUCCUCUAGUCUUAAUAAUCACAUGCGGACCCACAGUGCCAGAAAACCAUACACGUGUAUGGAAUGUGGCAAAGCUUUUAAGUUUCCCACUUGUGUUAACCUUCACAUGCGGAUCCACACUGGAGAAAAACCCUACAAAUGUAAACAGUGUGGGAAAUCCUUCAGUUACUCCAAUUCAUUUCAGUUACAUGAACGAACUCACACUGGAGAGAAACCCUAUGAAUGUAAAGAGUGUGGGAAAGCCUUCAGUUCUUCCAGUUCCUUUCGAAAUCAUGAAAGAAGACAUGCAGAUGAGAGACUGUCAGUGUAAGGAAUGUGGGAAAACCUAAAGGUGUCCGCGUUCUCUCUGAAGACAUGAAAACACUGGGGAGAAACCCUAUGAAUGUAAAAAUGUGGAAAUAACUUUGUAUCUCAGGUCCUAAUGAACGCGUGUGAAUUCACAGUGGAGAAGACCCUGCAUCAGGGAAUGUGGAAAUGACUUCACGGAAUUGUCAAGCCUUACCAAACACGUCCGAAAUCUCACUAAAGAGAAACCCUGUGAAAUGAACCAAUUGAAAAUGUAGAGAAUCUGGGAAUACCUUUCUGAAUCCCACAGACCUUAAUGUGCAUAUGUGAACUCACAUUGGAGAGAAACCCUGCAGUUUAAAUGGCAUGGUCUGGAUGAUGCCCCACUCCUUAUUUGUAAGCCCUAAGUCCUAGUUCCUUACACUAUAACUGUAUUUGGACAUAAGGUUUUCAAACAGGUGAGUAACUUCAAAUGAGGCUGUUAGGUUCGAUCCUUAAUCUAACAUCACUGGUGUCCCUAUAAGGGAAAGUGAAGGAAGGAUACACAUGGAGAAGACUGUGAAUCCACCAGAAGAUGGCCAUCUGCAAGCCAAGGACAGAGACCUGGAACAGAUGCUUUCAUUAUGGCCUCCAGAGGAAACCAACCCUGUCUCCACCUUGAUAUUGGACUUCCAGGCUCCAGAACUGUGAGGCAAUAAAUUUCUCUUGGUUAAAUC
Molecule: messenger RNA, 3029 nt
Organism: Rhinopithecus roxellana (golden snub-nosed monkey)
Lineage: Eukaryota; Metazoa; Chordata; Mammalia; Primates; Cercopithecidae
Gene: ZNF266
Product: zinc finger protein 266
Exons: 9
Coding region: 488-2338 (616 amino acids)
Biological process (GO): regulation of transcription by RNA polymerase II
Cellular component (GO): nucleus
Molecular function (GO): RNA polymerase II cis-regulatory region sequence-specific DNA binding; DNA-binding transcription activator activity, RNA polymerase II-specific
Source: RefSeq, a predicted model, not a curated record